Durusdinium trenchii is the source of this 1813-nucleotide messenger RNA. NCBI's taxonomy places the organism in Eukaryota, Dinophyceae, Suessiales, Symbiodiniaceae. The record is from the annotation of a GenBank genome assembly.
GUCACAAGCUGCCCUUCUGUCUGAGAUCCUCAUGGACCAUGCAGCUGGCGCGGACAUCGCGCUGGUUGGGGACAAGGGCUCCGGAAAAUCGACUGUGGUCAAGGCAUUCGCAUCAAUAUUGGGCUACAGGACACGCAACUUGUUUUGCUACCGCGACAUGAGCUCCAGAGACCUUCUCCAGCGUCGAACGACAGAUCCCUGGGGAAACACUGGAUGGGCAGAUUCGCCGGUGGUGCAGGCGGCUAUUUAUGGCGAUUUGGCCGUUCUGGAUGGUGUGCACCGUUUGUCCAAGGGAAACCUUUAUGCCACUCUGGGACCUUUACUGGCCGAUCGAUCUUGCAUCCUGCCAGAUGGAACGCUGCUUUGUUCUCCAAAUCACUGGGAAACAUUGGUCAAGAAAGGUAAAGAGGUGGAAGCAGCCCUCCGUGAAGCGGGUGCACGGCAGGUUCACCAUGCUUUUCGAGUGAUAGUGUGCGGCGAUACACCUGAGUCUGCUCAAACUGGCCCAUCACGAAAUUGGAUUGACAGUGAGGUGGCAACACUCUUCCACUUUCAUGUCGUUUCAGACCUUCCUGUCAUUGAGCAGCGAAGACUGGCUCACCAAAUUGCUGCUGUCGAUGAUACCGAUGCCCAGGGAAAGCAAAGCAUCGAGAAACUCUUGGCCUUUAGUGAAGCAGCAAAAACUGCAGUGGAUAAAAACGCUGAACUAAAGCCUUUGCGCCUCAGCCUAAGGGCCUUGCUACGAGCAGCAAGGCACUUGGCAUUAAGUCGUGAUGAUCUUGCUGGUGCGCUCGACAGAGCCUUCUCGGCACGCUUCAAGUUUCUUCCACCUGAGCAACGAUCCGCGGGGGAAAAGCUUCUCACAGAGGUGGGAAUCAGUCCUGGGGUCAAACAAGCCUGCGUCAGCGUCAGCAUUGAUUCUGGCGAGCUACAUCUUGGAAGUGUGCGAUGUGCACAGCGCUGUCUGUCCCGCCCAGAGCUAGUGCCAGAGGUGCAGUUCGUGGAGAUUUCUGCGCACAUGACAAUUCUGCAGAACAUGCUGCGCAGCUACGCUGCUGGACAGCAUCUUCUGCUAGUUGGCAACCAGGGAGUGGGCAAAAACAAGCUUGCAGAUCACUUGCUAUGUUUGUUGCGCUGCGAACGCGAGUAUGUUCAGCUUCAUCGUGACACGACUGUCCAAAGCCUGACUGUAACCCCUACACUUGAGGCUGGCAUUGUUCAUUGGAAAGAUUCAGGGCUCCUCCGCGCAGCGAAAGCAGGGAGAUGCCUUGUGGUGGACGAGACGGACAAAGCUCCUUUGGAGGUUGUGUGCAUCCUCAAGGCUUUGGCAGAAGACGGUGAGCUGUCCCUUCCAGACGGUCGGACCCUACUCCGUCACAAUGAUCUGAGACUUAACCAGAAAUCAGCCACAGAGUUUGUUCCCAUAGCCGAAGGCUUCCGGAUGAUUGUGCUAGCGAACAGGCCAGGUCAUCCUUUUCUCGGGAAUGAUUUUUACCGAGUAUGCGGAGAUGUUCUCGACUACCAUGCCGUCGAGUACCUUGACGUUACUAGCGAGCUCCAGCUCUUGCGAAGCAUUGCUCCAUCAAUAUCAGAGGCGACGUUAGAAACCUUGUCCAAACUGUUUCGGGAACUCCGACGGUUAACUGACGGAGGUGAGAUCACGUACCCGUACUCCACACGUGAGUUGGUAAAAAUGGUGGCUCAUGCUCAAAGCUUCCAAGGUGAUACUUUGGAGUCGUUGGCAGCUGAUGUGUUCAGCUUCGAUGCCUUCGACGAUCGCCAACGGCUGUUGCAGGCGACCAAUUGCGACUGA